GCAGGCUCGCUCAAAAUGGCCGCUCUACUGGCCCGCCGUUUGUUGUGGUGGAGAUGGAGGCCCGCGUAACCGAUCGAUACGCGCUAGCUGGCGAAUCUCGCCAUGGUGUCCAUGGUGGAUGUUGUGCGUGCUGUCGCGUUACUCGACACAUUUACGUGUACGUUAACGCGGUGAUAACGGCUUACGGGUAUUUGUGCUCGGUAGCACGAGGUUUAAGUGUUUUUUCGGGGCUCGAAACGGGAAAGUUACGGGGGACGAAGAGACGCGAAACACGAGAGUAGACGCGCAACGGCCGGGAACACCGAAAAGCAAGCUAAAAAAACGAACGAAACUGAGCGAGAGCGAACGAACGCGUACACAUACACAAAAUGUAUGUCGUGGGAUUCACGUAAGGGCGUGGUGUGUGUGCGUGCAUGUGUGUUUUCGCGGGUAUAUGCGGGUGUGUGUGCGUGUGUAUGUAAAAGAUCGUCGGUCGGUACGUUUGAAGCGUUAGCCGCGACAACGUCGACGACGACGACGACGACGACGACGACGACCGCAGCCUACGGACGCGAACGCUUCCCGGCUGCUGAGCCCUGAAACACGAGGGGGGUCAGACUACUCUAUUAUCCUUCCUCGCAACACACGCUAUUCCACGAGAAUUUCCACUAACCAAGGUGGAGGUGAUGUGGAAUAAUCGAAAAUAGAGGCUCGUCUGGAAUUCGGUGGGUCAUUGCAAUAUAAGAGAGGAGAAGAGAAAACAACCUGGUGGGAAAAACCAUGGUAUCGUUACCUAGUACAGAAUCUGGGCAAAUGGACAGAAUGGAUAGGCUCUCAGAUGACGACGAUGACGAGCCAAGCAGUAGUUCAGACGCUUACGAAGAGGGUGAUCUCCUCAGCGCCGCCAUGGAUGAUGACGUCACGGCCCAGUUAGCGGCUGCAGGUUGGAAAAUAAAAGAUAUUCAUGGUCCUGUUGGUGUUGCUGCAGCAGCCGCAAUAGUUUCCGCAAAAAAGCGGAAACGUCCCCAUAGUUUUGAGACUAAUCCUAGUACCAGGAAGAGGCAACAAAAUAGACUAUUAAGGAAACUCAAACAAACUAUAGACGAGUUUGCAACGAGGGUAGGUCAACAAGCAGUCGUAUUAGUUGCGACCCCCGGCAAGCCAAAUAGUAGUUACAAAGUGUUUGGAGCAAAGCCUCUCGAGGAUGUUGUGAAAAAUUUGAAAAGUAUGAUAAUGGAUGAGCUAGAAAGUGCUCUAGCGCAACAAGCACCACCACCUGUACAGGAUGAUCCAUCUCUUUACGAACUACCACCUUUAAUAAUCGAUGGUAUACCAACACCGGUUGAAAAAAUGACUCAGGCACAGCUCAGAGCCUUCAUACCUCUGAUGCUGAAGUAUUCUACGGGCAGAGGUAAACCUGGCUGGGGAAGAGAAAGCACAAGACCACCAUGGUGGCCCAAAGAAUUGCCAUGGGCCAAUGUUCGUAUGGAUGCACGAUCGGAGGAUGAAAAACAAAAGAUCUCUUGGACUCACGCGUUAAGACAAAUAGUUAUAAACUGCUACAAGUUCCAUGGAAGAGAAGAUCUUUUACCAGCGUUCAGCGAGGAUGAUGACAAGUCGAAUAUUUUGAUACAGCAUCAAACUCCCCAUUCGUCCCAUAAUUCGUCUGGACAGCAGGGACAAGCCCAACAGCAGCAGCAGCAGCAACAACAGCAACAACAGACGGUGGGAGUCGUUCGUCUCAGCGCCACGAGUUCAUCUAAGGGAAACUCUUCACCAGCGCAAAUGAUAGCCGCCUCACCCACAGCUCUUGCCACUGCUCAGAUGGCCCAAUAUCCAACCGCCGUUUUGCAAACGAUAACGAAUGCUGAUGGCACCGUUUCCAUUAUACAAGUGGAUCCGAGCAAUCCAAUUAUCACCUUACCUGACGGAACGACCGCACAAGUUCAAGGGGUCGCGACCAUCCAUACGAGUCAGGGUGAAGUACAAGCACUGGCGGAAGUGUCCGGCGGGGGUGAGGGAAGUGUCGCUGUCGAUUUGAACAGCGUGACCGAGGCGACCUUAGGCCAAGAUGGUCAAAUAAUAUUGACGGGAGAAGACGGACACGGAUAUCCGGUAUCAGUAUCCGGAGUGAUAACGGUUCCGGUAUCGGCGAGUAUGUAUCAGACGAUGGUAGCGAACAUCCAGAGUGACGGUACGAUGCAUGUAACGCCGAUGGUACAAGUGCCGAAGGUGGAGCCGGGUAACGGAGAGACCAUUGAGGCGGUGACCAUACAAGGUCAUCCGAUGACGGUGAUCAAUGCGAACGGUGAGCACCAAGUACUUCAAGUGAUAUCAUUGAAGGACGCGAACGUAUUAACAAAAGCGAUGCACGGUGAGGUGAUUAAGGACGAGGACAGUCAACAGAACACUAUUUCCAGUCCGGAAUGAACCGUAUACGUGCAAUGAACUAUGACAAACGGUUUUAUUUGUAAUAACCAAAUAGAUAAGAGAACGAGACAAAACGACAGAAAAAAAAAGCAAACCGAAGAAACAAUGAGAGAAACAAAACUAAACGGGUCUACCAAAAAACAAAAACAAAACAAAAUGAUAAAGUUUUUUCAAGCGUGAAUUCGGUGUGGUAGUGUUUUUCGAGGUAAACGAACGUUGAAAGUGUUUAUUCAGAGGGUUCGUUAUGAGUAUUUCCUUUUUCUCGACUUUAUCUCGAGAAUAUAAUUGUAUAUCUGAAUGUAAAACGAGAAGGCCGAAAAGUUUGUACGUCACUGUGUGGUAGAUUUUGCUGAUUAUUAUUAUUAUUAUUAUUAUUAUUAUUAUUAUUAUUAUUACGACUUAGAAAAAUGUUUUACGUGUUAUCACGAGACGAGAAUGAAAGGGAAAAACAAGUAAUGCAAAAUAAGGUCUUUAAUCAAUUGAAACGAUAAGGGUGUAAUGACAUUUGUAUUUUUAUCUAGAUAACACGGUAUACAUAUAAAUAUAUUAUAAAGAGAAACGAAAAAAAAAAAAAUCAUUGACUCGUGAAAAAGCCCGUCGAUGUAUCGUCGAGUGAGAGCUGCUUCGAGUCCACCAUUGAUAAAUGACAGAGAUAAAUGAAUCAGAACUCGUAGGUUUUUAUUCGAUGGCCAGUCAUCAUCGUUGGUAUACCAAUUUAUCAUCGACGUUCCCGUAAAUUUAUUAAAAAGAAAAGCGUUAUUACUUACGUGGGUAAUAUUGUUUUAUCUAGUCAUAAUUUUCAAUGAUUUUCGUGAGGAACGUGAGGACGCGAAAUGUAUGUUAUCCAGUUCGAUAAUAUCGAUCGUAAAGCAGCUUAUCCGAUCGACAUUUUUCGAAAGUAGUUAGUAAAGUAAAUGAAAAUCGAAGAUGAGUAAAUCAAUUUUUUUUUCGUCAAAUUCUGGUCCAACGAUGAAAAAUAAAUGUAAACGUACUAUUCGACGAAACAAACGAUGAACGAAUCCUGCUUUUUUUUUUUUUAUUAAAUACUUUUUUUUCGUUCAUUUUGAUGUUUUUUUUUUAUUUUUCUUAUUUGCUGAGGUGAAAAUUCAUGUCGGGAAUGUGGCAAUUCGCACGAAGUAUGUCGAACGAAACUUCGCGAGAUCGAAAAAAGCAUAAACUGUAAUAGCUUAAUUCCGCUGUGGAAAGAAAAAAUCAGAAAACAUACAAAAAAUAAAAUUAUACAGGAAUGUAAUGGGUUUUUGGUUCGAACCGACCAUCCACGACUAGACGAUAUAAAUUUAAGUACGAUCACUAUUUAAUAAUUGCGAUAUAAAUAAAAAUUUUCAUUUGAAAACGUAGUUAUCCAUUUUCGACUAAUGUAAUUCUAUUUAGUCCGAUUAAUUAGCACCAAUAGUAAAAGAAUUAAGCAUUUCUGACGGGUACAAAUAGGCUAAGUCACGACUUUUUGAAGGAAAAAAAAACAAAUCACAUAAUACACGACGAAACGAAAAACUUUACUUAUUGAUGGCUGCUCCGAAACGAACGUAAUCAAUUUUUAGUCGGAAAUUAGAAAAAAUUCGUAUUACUUCGGAGAUCUCAGCCAAAAAAAAGAGUCAUUGAAAAAGAUACCAAUAGGUCUCGAAAGAAUGGUUGCGUUCUCGUAUCCGAACACCACUGCGGAGCCAUGCCACUCUAUGCAUUUAAAAGUCAUGAGUCAUUUUUUAAAAAUAAGUCAUUGAACCACGUUUGAGAGUUAAAAAGAGGAAACAAAUACAAAAAUGUAUUAUAAUUUUGUGUGCAAUCUUAUUUCAAUGUUACGCUGUUUCUUGCUUAAUAAUUAAACUUCAUUAUUAAUGAUUGUCUUUUAACUUAAUUUGAUUACUUGAUGCAGGGAUGACUGCAGUUUAAGUGAAGGAGAACAAACAUUUCGUGCAAUUUUUUGUUGAAUCAUUCUUUUCACAUUAUAUGAUCAACGAUUUUCAUUUUGUUUCAUAAUUGAGGAUUUUCCUCAUGUACUUAAGCCCAGAACUGGAAUAUUGUACUGAAACACGUAACAUUGAAACAACAAGAGAAUUUCGCUCGAUUUCACUGUAACAUGAUUAUUAGAUAAAACUUUUGUUUCCAAUAUUAUAGACAAAUGUAAUAUUAUGUAGAUUUUUAUUGUAUUAUUUUAAUGCUGUUGGCGUUCGUAUAAAAAAAUCGGUAAAUAUUUGUACACUGUGGAAAAAGUUUGUUGAGGCUGUUUGACUUUAA
Venturia canescens is the source of this 4662-nucleotide messenger RNA. RefSeq names its product DNA-binding protein Ewg (gene ewg). NCBI's taxonomy places the organism in Eukaryota, Metazoa, Arthropoda, Insecta, Hymenoptera, Ichneumonidae. Gene Ontology annotation, biological process: regulation of transcription by RNA polymerase II. Bases 760 to 2409 code for a protein of 549 amino acids. The transcript has 8 exons. Gene Ontology annotation, cellular component: nucleus. Gene Ontology annotation, molecular function: RNA polymerase II cis-regulatory region sequence-specific DNA binding; DNA-binding transcription factor activity, RNA polymerase II-specific. The record is from RefSeq and is a predicted model, not a curated record.